GGAGAAAGGUACAGAAGCCAUUUUAGAUUCGUAAACUGUAAUGGAAAUAGGCCCGUUAUUUUCAAAACAGAAGAGUGCUUAUGACAUGUUCUGACAUUUUUGCUUUUCCGUGUAUUUUUCUUCCAGUAAAACUAUAUGCACUUGAUUUUCUUUUUUUAAAAAAAAAAAAACUAAUAGCCAAAUCUACUUGCUGAAGUGAAAGAGAUGGGAGCAGACAAACGAGUGAGCCGCUCUGAGCGCAGCGGGAGGUAUGGACCUGACCAGAGCCGUGAUGAUUCAGAGUGGCGAGAGCGCCGUGACAGGGACUCGGAACGGGACUACGAGCGGCGCUGGGGUGAUGAAAGGCGCAGUGAUCGCUAUGAUGACCGGAGGAGUCGCGAUAGUCCCGAGAGAGAGAGAAAGCGGCAUAACAGCGACCGUUCUGAAGAUGGCUACCAUUCGGAUGGAGAUUAUCCUGACCAGGACUACCGCGGAGAACUUGAGGAGGAGAAAGAAAGCAAGACCAUCAUGCUCAGGGGCCUUUCGCUCAAUGUCACUGAGGAAGAUGUUCGAGCUGCCCUGGAGCAAUUGCAAGGACCCCAGCCUGCAGAUGUGCGACUGAUGAAGAAGAGAACAGGUAUAAGCCGAGGUUUCGCCUUCGUGGAGUUUUAUCACUUGCAAGAUGCUACCCGGUGGAUGGAGACCAAUCAGAAACUGCUGACGAUCCAGGGUAAGCCUGUGGCCAUGCAGUACAGCAACCCCCGGCACAAGUUUGAAGACUGGCUCUGUGGCACCUGUGGCCUGUACAAUUUCCGGAGAAGGCUGAGAUGCUUCCGGUGUGGAGCAGCCAAAGUAGAGAGUGAAUCUACCAGUCCUGUUGGAGUGACCCCAGAACCACAGCAAACUGGAGACUACUAUGGUGACACAAUCAUCCUGAGAAACAUCGCUCCUCUCACUACGGUCGAGGCAAUCAUGACGGCACUGGCUCCUUAUGCCAACCUGUCUGUGAGCAACAUCCGGCUCAUCAAGGACAAACAGACCGGCCAGAACAGAGGAUUCGCCUUUGUACAGCUUUCAUCUCCAUUGGAAGCAUCUCAGCUUCUUACAAUUCUUCAGGGACUGCAACCUCCACUCAAGCUGGAUGGGAAAACCAUUGGUGUGGAUUACGCCAAGAGUGCUCGGAAGGACCUGGUCCAGCCGGAUGGGAGCCGGGUCAGUGCCUUCUCAGUGGCCAGCACAGCCAUUGCUGCCGCGCAGUGGUCCUCCAGCCAGCCACAGCAGAUGGUGGGUGGAGCCGAAUAUGGCUACCUCCAGGACGGCUACACGCAGUACGCACAGUAUGGCCAAGAUUAUCAGGCCUACUAUCAGCAGGCUGCAGGAAUGGACCCUGCGCUUGGAGCUGGACUGCUUGGAGCUGCCCCUGGAGUGAAGACUGUCCCGGCUACUGCAGGGGUGGUGGUGUCACAGAGUGCCCAGGUCUACCAGCCCCACAUUGUUGGCCAGCCUUCAACACUGUCUCAGGCAGCAGUCCAGCAAGCUGAAGCAACAGCACAGUCCACCAGCACUACUGCAGCUACAACAGUAACAGCCACAACUACUGUGGCAACGACCACAGCAGCUUCUGCAGGAACUGAUGGCAAAAGUGUUAAUGCUUCUGCUCUACUCCAACCAGUAACACCAGACACGUCCACUUAUCAGUAUGAUGAAUCCUCUGGUUACUACUAUGAUACCAAGACAGGACUGUACUACGAUCCAAACAGCCAGUACUUCUACAACUCCCAGACGCAGCAGUACCUCUAUUGGGACAGUGAAAAGCAGGCGUACGUACCUGCGACCAACACGACCACCACAGGAACCACACAGGCUGCUGGCACCGUUGCACAGACCGCCAGCACCACAACGGCAGCACCCACCAAAGAGGCCAAAGAGAAGAAGGAGAAGCCCAAGAGUAAGACUGCACAACAGAUUGCCAAGGACAUGGAGCGCUGGGCCAAGAGCCUCAACAGACAGAAGGAGAGUUUCAAGAAUAGCUUUCAGGCCCUGAACCACAGCAGGGAUGAGGAGAAGAAGGAGUCUGCAGCAGCAGAUGCUGGUUUUGCACUCUUUGAGAGAAAGGCAGGUGGAUUCGAAAAGCAGAUGCUGAUAUCUGAGCUGGCAAAGAAUGGAGAGGAGGAAACCCCAGCAAAUAAGUGUGUCCUGGUGGCGGCGUAUAGUGGAGACAGUGAUCCAGAGGAGGUGGAGCCUGACCGCGGCGAUGAGGGCACGGACAAACUGACAGACUGGAGCAAGAUGGCCUGCCUACUUUGUCGGCGCCAGUUUCCAAACAAGGAAGCACUCAUGCGCCACCAGAAGCUCUCUGAGCUACACAAGCAAAACUUGGAAAUUUACAGACGAUCUAGAAUGUCUGAGACUGAGCUGGAAGACUUGGAGAGGAAAGAAACAGAGAUGAAAUACAGGGACAGAGCUGCUGAAAGGAGGGAAAAAUAUGGUAUUCCAGAACCUCCAGUACCAAAGAAGAAGAAAUGCUUCGAGCCCCCUGCAGCUGUGAACUAUGAGCAGCCCACCAAGGAUGGUCUUAACAGCAAUAAUAUUGGCAAUAAAAUGCUGCAGGCUAUGGGCUGGAAGGAGGGCAAAGGAUUGGGUCGUAACCAGCAAGGCAUCACGGCACCCAUCGAGACUUCAAUGAGAAUGAAGGGUGCUGGUUUAGGAACGAAGGGUAGCUCGUAUGAGCUCACUCCAUCUGACACCUACAAGGAUGCCGUUCGGAAAGCCAUGUUUGCGCGCUUCACAGACCUGGAAUGAAAGCUGUGUUGUCACUUCUCUUUUCUCCACAUGUGAUUAUUUCAGCUGACCAGUCGUUCACAGCAUACAGAAAGCAGAGAUUUCAGUUUGCCACCUGGUUUCAGCUCUUGAUUCAUCAGUUUGGUUUUUCACCCCUGGUUUUUGUGAUUGUAGGUAGAGACUUCUGGUUAGAGGGCAGCUGCAGAGUCGUGGUAAUGUACUGUGAGCAAGUCCCUGGGACCGGGAUACCUCGUUUUGCUUUCAGAUUAAAGGUCCUGUGUCUGGGCUUUGAACAUCACAUCAGCGUGAAAAACAUAGAAGACCAUUCUUGGCAAGAUGAACUGCAUCAAAGCUCUGUGAAUGUAAUGUUUAUAUGUAUAUAUUCUGUCCAAGAAACUAACUUACCUCUAUAAAAUGCUGCAAGUGGCAUUUUUGAGCAUGUACAGUUUGUAAAGUUGUUUUUUUGUACAAAAUGAGUGAUUUGUUCCUAGUUGUCAAAAAAAAUAAACUACAGUUCUUCACCUAGGAA
Messenger RNA from Scleropages formosus (Asian bonytongue), 3289 nucleotides. RefSeq names its product RNA-binding protein 5-like. Gene Ontology annotation, molecular function: RNA binding. The record is from RefSeq and is a predicted model, not a curated record. The transcript is spliced from 25 exons. NCBI's taxonomy places the organism in Eukaryota, Metazoa, Chordata, Actinopteri, Osteoglossiformes, Osteoglossidae. Gene Ontology annotation, cellular component: nucleus. Bases 205 to 2781 code for a protein of 858 amino acids. Gene Ontology annotation, biological process: mRNA splicing, via spliceosome.